UCCCAAUUGGCCCUGAACCACAGCUGUGAUUGGCCUGAGCUAGACAAUGCCACUGUGAUGUCGGGCCACAUGUGCUGUGAAAUGGAGGCUCCUGAGCCCUUGGCCUCAGUGGAGCUGCCGUCCAGACACAGAUCAUGAGUGGUGGGUACGAUCUCAACCUCUUUGCCAGCCCUCCUGACUGCAACUUCGUGUGUUCGGUCUGCCAUGGGGUUCUCAAGAGGCCAAUGAGGUUGCCAUGCAGUCACAUCUUCUGCAAAAAGUGCAUCCUCCAGUGGCUAGCCAGACAAAACACCUGUCCAUGCUGUAGAAAAGAGGUGAAAAGGAGAAAGAUGGUCCAAGUGAAUAAACUCCGGAAAACCAUUGGACGCCUGCAAGUCAAGUGCAAGAACGCUGCAGCUGGCUGCUUGGUGACAUGCCCUCUGGCUCAUCGCAAGGGACACCAAAACUCAUGCCCCUUCGAGUUGAUGGACUGCCCCAAUGAGGGCUGCACUGCUCGGGUUCUGCGUGGGGUCCUGGAUGAGCAUCGACAGCAUUGCCGGCAGGGUGGCCAGCAGCGCUGCCCCUUAGGCUGUGGAGCUUCUCUGGCUGCCUCGGAGAGUGAUCAACACAACUGCUACCGUGAGCUUCGUGAUGCUUGGAUCCAGCGCCACCAGCGCAACCAGCACCUGCUGCUGAGCCUGCUGCGACGCGUGCGCCGAGUGCAUCGCACCACCAACUUCAUCCGCCGGCAGCUGGCACAGUUGGGCAACUUCAUGGAAGAUGACUCCCUGCUUCUGAGUGCCAGGGUACAGGAGAAUGAGGUUGCCCCGGAGGCUGAGAUGUGGGAUGGGCAGGGCCAAGGUGUCUUAUAAAGGAGAUAAAUAAACGCUGAGCCCAGGCCUGACCCACCUAA
Mesocricetus auratus (golden hamster) is the source of this 892-nucleotide messenger RNA. RefSeq names its product ring finger protein 151 (gene Rnf151). The transcript has 4 exons. Lineage: Eukaryota; Metazoa; Chordata; Mammalia; Rodentia; Cricetidae. Gene Ontology annotation, molecular function: zinc ion binding; ubiquitin-protein transferase activity. Gene Ontology annotation, biological process: protein ubiquitination. The record is from RefSeq and is a predicted model, not a curated record. Bases 135 to 851 code for a protein of 238 amino acids.